UGGGGUCCACUCUUCCCGAGAAAGCAGGAAUUCUUAUUGCAGCUUACUGCACAGUGGAGCAGUUGCCACCAGAAUCAUUAAAACCUUCUGACUGGUAUUUUACAGGGGAUCUUCCCAUUUGCUCAGCUGUUGUUGAAUUCAUCAACAAACCUGGGAUUCCAGAGGCACCGACGGAGCAGAAAUCCAGUCCUGAAAUGCAACGCAAGUCAAUCACAAAACUGCCUCUUUGCUUCAGAAAAACGCACAGGAUGCUGUGUACGUGCAGAGAUGGCUGGAAAGCAUAUUACAGGCAGUCUGUCUUUUUAGCAGGCUUGGGUUUCGCCUUCUUGUACACCACAGUGCUUGGCUUUGACUGUAUCACUACAGGGUACGCCUACACGCAGGGGAUCAGUGGCUCUCUUCUCAGCAUACUCAUGGCUCUUUCUGCCUUCUCAGGACUAAUGGGCACAAUUUUGUUUACUAAGCUAAGGAAGCAUUAUGGCUUGGCUGUCACAGGAGUUGUAUCCAGCCUCCUCCAUGUAAGCUGUUUAAUGCUGUGUGUGUUUUCAGUCUUUGCCUCCGGCAGUCCUUUUGACUUGGGUAUUUUCUCUCUUCUCACAAGUAAGAACUCUUCCUUAAACCACGAGACACUGCAAAAGAACCAGCUGCAUGUUUACCCAUUCCAAAGAAACAUCAACCAACCCAUACUGCCAGAUCGUUCUUCAAUUCAUUGGACUAAUAAUACAGUGCUGUUGAACAGCGUGCAUGGGGACAAUCACCCAGAAUCCUAUAUUUCAAUCAUUCUCUUGUUCUCAGGAGUGAUACUAGCCAGAAUUGGUAAGUAUACAUGCAAUUUGCCACCACAUGCAGAGUCGCUUCACUGGGUAAAAUAUUCUGUGAACAAAAACCAGAUGUGAUGAUCUCUCUGUUACAUAUGGCCCACAUCAUCAUAGUAUUGACCGUCUCACAGUCUAAUAUAUUUAUCCUCACCACACCCCUGUUAGAUAGGGAAGUGCUGUUAUACCCAUUCUAAAGAUGGUGUUGGGAUUC
This is a messenger RNA of Chelonia mydas (Green sea turtle), 1029 nucleotides long. Its product is annotated as solute carrier family 40 member 1-like. The record is from RefSeq and is a predicted model, not a curated record. Gene Ontology annotation, molecular function: iron ion transmembrane transporter activity. Bases 195 to 896 code for a protein of 233 amino acids. Gene Ontology annotation, biological process: iron ion transmembrane transport. The transcript has a single exon. Gene Ontology annotation, cellular component: membrane. Lineage: Eukaryota; Metazoa; Chordata; Testudines; Cheloniidae.